UAAAAAAAAUUUGACCAAAGGUGUCUGUUUCCAUGGAAACCGGCGCCCCGCCUGGGCCUCUGGGCAAGGCACUACAGCCUUCAGGCCUGAGCUGGAUUCCACCGGGAGAAAGAUCCAGAACAUGAUGGAAACAUAAUCUGGAGGGUCAAAGGUCAGCGGAGGAAUCCUGGAGCACCGUGCGAAACGCUCCAAAUUCAUCCUGGAGACCCAAACCAGCAGCUGGGAUCAGAACCAGAACAUCCACAACCUAAAGCAAGCUGAAACCAGCCCACAUCACCAGACCUCCACCACCGUGCUGCAGGAGAUGACCUUUGACCCUUCCCAGGGUCACUCUGAGGUCAUCGCUGAUUUCUGUCUAAUGCUGACAAACGUCUGUCAGCGGCAGAGCCACGCUCUGGAUCCGCUGCAGCGGGUCGGGUCGGGUCGGCGGUUCUUCCUGGUGAACCAGCAGUUUCUGGAUCUGGUUCCUGUUGGGCAGAAUCUGAUCCGGUUUGAAGUUGUGUUUCUGGAUUAGAGCCUUUAAUCUGCCUCUCAGAUCCAGCAGGGAUUAUUCCUGGAUUUGUUGCCGCUGCUCUCCAGGACGGGCCUGUGUUGCUGCUCCCGUGUUGCUGCUCCCGUGUUGCUGCGUUGCCAUGCGAAGCUCCGCUGACCUCGUUAACGCUCUGUUGACACAACGCCGGGUUUUCAUCUGCUGUCAGACGGAGCAGCUGGAUCAGAGCAGCAGGCAGGCAGACGCCUCACAGCCAGCUGCUGCUGCUGCUGCUGCUGCAACAUGUUGCUGCAGCAGGGGAAGGCCGGGGGAACGGAGGAAGUGGAUAAGCCUCUGAGCUGCAGCUGAUCUGGUUUGUUGAACUGGUUAAUCAGAUCAGCAGCGGUUGGAUUGGGUUCCUGCUGGUUCCCUGCAGGAGGAGAAGGAAGCGCCUGGCGUGACCUUUGACCCAGAGUCACCACCAGGUCAGGGCGACCUGCGGGGAAGCAGAGCAGCUCUGGUUGGUGGUGAAUCCUCUGCUGCUCUUCAGGCUCCUUCAGACGUUAGCGGCUAGCUUUAGCUGAUUUGCAGCAGGAAGUUUCUCCACCUGAAGAUCGGCAGUUUCCUGCUUCCUGUUUCCUGUUUCCUGCUUCCUGCAGAAGAAACCAUUCGACUGGAUUUCACUUCACCUGACCUGGACUGACCUGGGAACCAUCAGCAGCAGGAGGAACGAGACGAAACGACAAGAAGAGACUAAAAACCACAAAAGACCCAAAACCAAAGAAAUCAACUUGACACGUAUCCAUGGCAACAGAGUUACAGCCAGAACUUCCUGUCUCAGCAACGUGUUGAGUUGCUGCUUUCAGUAGAUCCUUAGAAAACAACCUGGAGGAGCAACAUGACAGAGACAGGAAUCCAUCCGUCAGUCAGUCAGUCAGUCAGUCAGUCAGUCAGUCAGUCAGUCAGUCAGUCAGUUAGUUUCUGGCCUUACAGUCUAACUACAGUGAGUUGUUGAUUUGCCUCUGGGUUUCUGUAGGAGGGGAGAACUGGGAGAACUGGGAGCCUCUCCUCUGGUUCAGCUCUUUUUUCUCCAGCAUUUUGUGAUUUUCUGGUUCAGAACCAGCAGGUCCAGACCAUCUACAGAAAGCGUCAUGAAGAUGGUUUGCGAUCCUGUGUGUGUGUGUGUGUGUGUGUGUGUGUGUUCUGGUGCAGGAGAGCGUGACGUGUGUAAAUCUGCUUGUUUGAUGGUCUCCUGGUGUGUGUGUGUGUGUGUGUUCCUCCCUGACCUGUCAGGCUGCAUAUGCUCAGCCAUCGCUCCAGUGGAUAAGAGGAUUACAGCUUUCCUCGUUCCCAGCUGCUCCAUCUGAAGGAACCGGCUGCAGCUCAGGUUCUGGUUCAGGUCUGGUGGCUGGGUCUAAUUCCUGGAACCCUCAUAGAUUAGUGAACAUUGAGGUCAGUGACCAGCUGAGUGGAUUACCCUGCAGUGGUAGGAAACAGUAGAAAGGAGCUGAAAGCAUCUUUGUUGAGCAGUAAUUCCUGAAUGCUCCAGGUUUCUGUAAACUCUUUUAGAAAAUAGGAUUUGUGGAGCAGAUUAAAAGUUUGUUUUGGAAAUAUUAGAUGUCCUGAUGUGAACUCUGAACUCCACCCAAACCAACAUGGCGGCAUGAGCAGCUAGCAUGCAGCGUUUCCAGAAAGCUAGCUGGUUUUUUAAUCAUCUAAUUAUGAAUUCAGAUCUGUGGCUCUUUGGUUGAUCAACGCAGCAAAAACACAAAUUAUUAAUAAACUUCAGAUGCUGAAGCAACGUUUUCAUUAUAGCUUCUUCAGAUGGAAAUAUAGUUUUUUAUUUCUUACUGAUUCUGUUUCCAUGUUUGAACAGAAUAAAAACCAGCCGAAUUAAACCUGGUUAUACAAUAACAUGGUGCAGAAAUAUUCAUAUUAAUGUUAAUAUUAGUAAUAUGAAUAUUUCUGCUGCAGUCAAUCUGCUCUGGUUUUCACGUCUCACACCGACAGGCAUUCCUGUGGAAACGUCCAGAAAUAAUCUCUGCUGUUUGUUUUGCUUGGGGAGCGCUAGCGCCCCCUGUGGGACGUUCAGGCCGGAGGAGGUGAUGGUUAGCGGACGGACAGAAGGACAGACAGACGGACGGACGGCGGCAUGAUGCUGUGGCUGCUGUUCUUUCUGCUUCCUCUGGGGGGCAGCAGCAGUGAGGAAGGCGCUCACAAGGCCAAACUCGACAACGCAGACCCCGGGGCCCCUGGGACCUCCGCAACCUCCAGGCCUCAGAUCUACUACUGCCGCUCCCCCAACAUGGAGGACUUCACCUGCUGGUGGCGCCCGGUGGACCAGCAGGCCGUCUACGUCCUGACCUACUCCAAAGAUACGGGACCCCAACUGGAGUGUCCAGAUUACACGUCCGGCGGUCUCCACAGCUGCUACUUCGACAAGAGCCACACAUCCAUCUGGAAGUACUACUGCAUGACGGUGACGGCCAUGACGCCCCACAGGAACUACACGUCCCAGCAGCACUGCCUGGACGUGGCAGAGAUCGUGGAGACGGAGGCUCCGGUCAACCUGAGCUCCUCCCUGAGGGACGCCGGCGGCGACGAGGCGGGCCACAGCGCGCUGCUGUCCUGGACGUACCCGGCUCCUGAGGACCUGCGCUACGGCUGGAUCACUCUGGUGUACGAGCUGCAGUACCGACGCAUCGGCGAGGACGACAACUGGAAGGCAAAGCAUCCUCUGCGGGAGGCCCAUGUGGAGCUGCUCGGCCUGCGACCCGGCGACUACGUGGUUCGGGUCCGCUGCCGCUCCCACAACUCCCGGCUGUGGAGCAAAUGGAGCGCCGCGCUGCUCGUGAGCGUCCCCAACAGGCCGCCUGCAGGUAAAGUCCUGGUUCUGGUUCUGGUGGUGGGAGUGGGAGCCGUGGCUCUGCUGGUCGUCGCCUUCGGGGUGAUUCCUCAGAGCAGGAGAAUAAAAGACUACUUCCUGCCGCCCAUUCCCAAGCCACGGAUCAUGGGCAUUGACCCUCUGCUUCUGAAGAAGGGGAACUUUGAUGAAAUCAACCGUCACUUCAGUAACUUCCAUGGCUACCGGCCUCCCGGUUACUCGGUGGAGUUGUGGGACCAGGUGAGCGCUGACGGGAUCUACCUGAGCGCGCCGCGGGACUGCGGCGUCCUGGACAGAGACAGGGGAACGGCGGUCGCCAUCCAGAACAUGUUUCCCGUCCAGAACUCGUCGUUGUACGUCCGCGGCGCGCCGCCAUACUGUGCCGUGCCGCCCGAGGCCUUCGCUGCGCUGCAGGACGCGGCGUCUCCGUGGCAACAGCCCGAGGCGGCAUUCGUUCCCGGGUCAGACUACAGCACGAUGGAGCGCCUCGGUGUUCCCGACGCCUCCGUCUCCGCUCCAGAUCCGGCCCGCGCUCCGGUCCAGGACUUCUACACCUGCGUCCAGCUGAUGAGGGACAGCGGCGAGGUCCACUUGGUGCCGUGUCUGCCGGCGCCGUACUGCCAGGACUUCCUGCUGCCCCCGGUUCCGGACGCCGCCAAGCGAGAGGAGGAGGAGAAGAAGAGCAAGAGGCUGGCCGAGUACCAGGCCCGGAAGAACGCAACGAAGGAUGACGGCGACGACAGGAGCGACGCCGCCGACCCACUGCUGCCCGUCAGCCCGGAUGACACCAGCUAGAGGAUCAGAGACCGGUUCUGAUCCGAUGUUCUGAUCCGCUCUGUUUUUGCUAACCCUGUUAGCGAAAGCUCAGACUGCAUUGGAAACUGUUGGCAGCCAUGUUUACUGUUGGUGUGAACAACACAAUUAUUGACCAAUUCAUGUUUCAACCAACUAGAAGUUUAUAACGAGACAUUGAACUGGUUCUGGUUCUGGUUCUGGUUCUGGUCACAUCCACCAGUCACUCCACCCAGGAGGAGCUGGACUUCCUGAACUCUUCUUCUUUGUUUUAAUGGCAGUUGGCUUUAACUAUAGGAAGUAUUAACGCCACCUACUGGUCAGGAGUGUGGACUACAUCGCCGUGAACUCUGGGUACUGUAGUCCAUUUGAAAUGGGCCAGGAUACUUCAGGGUUUCAAGCUACGUCUUUCUCAGGAAACAGGAAGUGGUGGCGCUGGUCGGAGAGGGUUCUGGUUCUCUACGUCCAAAACCUCCUGGGUUUAUUUCCCGUUGUUUCGCUCACACUUUGCUCUGAUAAAACCUCAUUUUAUUCCCACUUCACUCUUCAGAAGCACUCACUCCUUAAUGAUCCAUGUGCAGGGACUUGAAUCGGUGAUUAC
Molecule: messenger RNA, 4746 nt
Organism: Xiphophorus hellerii (green swordtail)
Lineage: Eukaryota; Metazoa; Chordata; Actinopteri; Cyprinodontiformes; Poeciliidae
Gene: crfa4
Product: cytokine receptor family, class I receptor 4
Exons: 9
Coding region: 2622-4148 (508 amino acids)
Biological process (GO): cytokine-mediated signaling pathway
Cellular component (GO): external side of plasma membrane
Molecular function (GO): protein binding; cytokine receptor activity
Source: RefSeq, a predicted model, not a curated record